Molecule: messenger RNA, 1443 nt
Organism: Pocillopora verrucosa
Lineage: Eukaryota; Metazoa; Cnidaria; Anthozoa; Scleractinia; Pocilloporidae
Product: palmitoyl-protein thioesterase 1
Biological process (GO): receptor-mediated endocytosis; protein depalmitoylation
Cellular component (GO): lysosome
Molecular function (GO): palmitoyl-(protein) hydrolase activity
Source: RefSeq, a predicted model, not a curated record
CUUGUCUCCUACAGUUUUCUACUUCUUCCUUCCCGAAGCAAUUUCCCUGCUUAGAUAAAGAUGGAUCGUAGCACUACCUAUUUUUCCGUAGUUCUCGCUUCAUUUUUGGCUUUCUGCAGUGCUGAUGGCAAUGGAACAAUACCUGCAAUAAUCUGGCAUGGAAUGGGUGAUUCAUGCUGUAACCCCCUGAGCAUGGGAUCAAUCAAGACAAUGCUGGAAAAUAAAAUUCCUGGUAUUUAUGUACGGUCGUUGAUGAUUGGAGAUUCAGUCAUACAGGACACUGAGAAUGGCUUCUUCAUGAAUGUUAAUGACCAGGUCAAACAGGUUUGCGACAAAGUUGCUAAUGAUCCAAAGCUGAAAAAUGGAUACAAUGCACUGGGGUUUUCACAAGGAGGACAGUUCUUGCGUGCUGUUGCUCAGAGAUGCCCUAACCCUCCCAUGCUGAAUUUGAUAAGCUUUGGUGGACAGCACCAAGGUGUUUUUGGAUUUCCUCAUUGCCCUGGGGAAAAUUCCACCAUUUGCUCUGUGCUCAGAAAGUUACUUAACUAUGGGGCAUAUAAUUCAUGGAUUCAAAAGAACCUUGUUCAAGCAGAGUACUGGCAUGACCCUCUGAAUGAGGAAGAGUACAGAGAGAAAAGUGUGUUCCUGGCUGAUAUAAACCAAGAAAAGGAGAAGAUUCCUCAGUAUAAAGAGAACCUGAUGAAAUUAAAGAACUUUGUGAUGGUCAUGUUUGGCAAAGACACCAUGGUGGAUCCCAAGGAAUCUGAGUGGUUUGGUUUCUAUAAGCCUGGUCAGGGUGUGGAGAAAUAUACUCUGCAAGAGAGUCCAUUGUACCAAGAGGAUUGGCUUGGACUAAAGCAAAUGGACAAAGACAACAAACUCCAUUUCCUAACUGCAGAUGGGGAUCACCUGCAAUUUACUGAAGAGUUUUUUAAUAAACAGAUCAUACCAUUUUUGAAGUAAAUUCACAAGAUGGUUAAAGAAGCUCUACACUCUGUUGUUUGAACAGUUAAUGAUUUUUCAUCAGACAAUCAUAUGACUGUUGACUGUUUAGCCCUUAUUGUUUAAAAAAGUACUGAUUAAUGAUGGUUAGAUGAUAGAGUGUUUGUAAAUGCGUGACUGAGUAUUUUACAUUUUUGUAGAAUGAUUUUUUGAUACUUUGAUAGCACUGGAGAUCACAUACAGACUAGUGUUAGUUACUUGUGAAAUUUAAAGUAGAAAGGAACAAUAGUGUCAAAAAUCAAAACUAAGAUACAUCAAAAUUUUAUUUCUAUAUUAACUAAAUACUUUAACUUUAAAUAAUACCAUAGCAAAUUAAGGAACAAUUUUGCCAAAUCUUGUUCAAAAUAAAUACCUUUGCUUUGGUUUGUUUUAAUGUAAUUUAUUCAAUGCAGUUUUAUCUUAUAAUAUUACUAUUUCUAGAGCCUUAUUGCCUGUAAUUAA